AUGUUUCACCAAGUGAAAGUUCCAGAAGACGAUAUGAACUGUCUUAGAUUCUAUUGGUGGCCGGAUGAUGAUUUAAGUCGUAACCCAGAGGUGUAUAGGAUGGCAGUUCAUUUGUUUGGUGCCAAAUCAUCACCUAGCUGCUCAAACACAGCUUUACGCCGAACUGCUAUAGAUAAUAAUGAAAUGUUCAAAUCUGAUGUUGUCAACACAGUUCUCAAGAAUUUCUAUGUAGACGACUGUCUCAAAUCAUAUGAGACUGAAGCAGAUGUGAUAUCCAUGGUCCAGGAUCUGAUUGAAAUAUGUCGUCGAGGAGGUUUCAACUUGACCAAAUGGGUUAGUAAUAGUCAUGCUGUUUUGGAAUCUGUACCUAAUGAAGCCAGGGCAAAGAAUGUGAAACAGUUGGACCUGAGUCGUGACCAUCUUUCAACGCAGCAUUGGAAGGAUGAACCAGAUGCUCUUGGAUUCCAGAUUAAUAUUCAAGACAAACCCCCGACUAGAAGAGACAUCUUGUCAGUGGUCAGUUCUGUUUUCGAUCCAAUUGGGUUGGCAGCUCCCUUUAUUCUGCCUGGCAAGAUUCUUUUGCAAGAGUUGUGCCACCAUGGCAUCGGCUGGGAUGAUGAAAUCAGCAAGAAGGACCUACAGAAAUGGCAUGGAUGGGAAGUAGACCUUCCACAGUUGAAGAAGAUAUCUGUACCAAGGUGUUUUAAGCCAGUCGACUUUGGAAAGGUGGUUUCGUGUCAAGUGCACAAUUUCUCCGACGCCAGUGAGAGAGGCUAUGGUAUGGUGUCAUAUCUCCGCUUGGUAAAUCGAUAA
Saccoglossus kowalevskii is the source of this 813-nucleotide messenger RNA. RefSeq lists its product as uncharacterized. The record is from RefSeq and is a predicted model, not a curated record. Lineage: Eukaryota; Metazoa; Hemichordata; Enteropneusta; Harrimaniidae.